AUGUCCUCAUCUUCUUCUCAGAUGAUAGUCAAUGGCUUCGUCCAAAGGAAAUUACUAUUGAAACAAGACCCCCGAGAGUAUGUGAAAACUUACCUGAAGGAGAAAAACAACCUGAAAGAGAACACCAACCUGAGAGUGAAAACCAACCUGAAAGUGAAAACCAACCUGAAAGUGAAAACCAACCUGAAAGAGACAACCAACCUGAAAAUGUUGACAAUCUAUCUGAAAGUAACAACCUACAUGAGAGUGAAAUGUUACCUGGAGGUGACAUCAAACCUAAAAUUGUCAAUCUACCUGAAACAGAAACAGCAGAACAUGUUGAAGAAUCAGGCCCUGUGA
Molecule: messenger RNA, 339 nt
Organism: Knipowitschia caucasica
Lineage: Eukaryota; Metazoa; Chordata; Actinopteri; Gobiiformes; Gobiidae
Source: the annotation of a GenBank genome assembly